AUGGCUAACAACGAUGAUGUCACUAAUCUCCAAAGCCUUGAGCCUCAGCUUGAUAAACAUGCACAAUCGCUUCUCUGUGCGGAAAGUAACCAAAUUUUUACGGUUGGAAACGCUAACAAUGAACAUGAUCCUUGCAAUGGUGGAGAUCUACCAACACAUGUGAACAACCAAGAACGCCAAUUUUAA
This is a messenger RNA of Arabis nemorensis, 186 nucleotides long. The record is from the annotation of a GenBank genome assembly. NCBI's taxonomy places the organism in Eukaryota, Viridiplantae, Streptophyta, Magnoliopsida, Brassicales, Brassicaceae.